Messenger RNA from Ixodes scapularis (black-legged tick), 7971 nucleotides. RefSeq names its product tyrosine-protein phosphatase 99A (gene Ptp99A). Bases 147 to 3386 code for a protein of 1079 amino acids. Gene Ontology annotation, molecular function: protein binding; protein tyrosine phosphatase activity. The transcript is spliced from 24 exons. Gene Ontology annotation, biological process: protein dephosphorylation. The record is from RefSeq and is a predicted model, not a curated record. NCBI's taxonomy places the organism in Eukaryota, Metazoa, Arthropoda, Arachnida, Ixodida, Ixodidae.
CCGACCCCCCGGGGAUCCCCAUCGUGGUGGGCUUCACCUCGCGGUCCGUCGACCUCUCCUGGACGUCCAGCCCAAACAGCCAUCACAGCGUCAUCCUGCACUACAUCAUCCACAUCAGGAUCGGCGAGAAGGGCGACUGGGACACGAUGAACAAGGUGAUGACGUCGGACAACAGCACCAACUUCCAGGUGAUCGGCCUCAAGCCCUUCACCGUCUACUCCUUUCGGGUGCUGGCCGUCAACGCUAUCGGCGCCAGCAAGCCCAGCAAGGAGUCCUUCUACAUGGUCACGCUCAGGGAAGUGCCGGAGGGGAAGCCGACCAUCGUGCACGCCCAGAACACGAGCAGCUCGUCGGUGCGAAUACAGUGGACGGCCCCUGCCCGGCACACCAUCCACGGGGAGUUCGAGGGCUACCGCAUCACCUACAGGCCCCGGGACCGGACGCAAGAGGAGAGCCGAGAGAUCAUCCUCAGGGACAGCAAACAAACGCAAUAUACAAUCCGCAACUUGGAAACCUUUACCCAAUACCUGGUGUCGUUGCAAGUGUUCAACCCAGCCGGCAGGGGACCUGCUGUGGUCGUUCCGGUCAUGACGGAUGAAGGCGUGCCCAGCUCGCCCGUGAACCUGACAGCUGUUCGGGUCACGGACACGACGGUGCGCCUGAAGUGGCGUGAGCCUGUGCGGCCCAAUGGGGUCCUGCAGGGCUACCACGUCUACUUCCAGCCGUCCCGCAACGGGUCCUCCCAGCAGCAACGCAAGACGGUCUCGCAUCCACAGCCCGUUGAAGAGUACAUGCUCAGCGGACUCAAGCCCUUUUCGUUCUACGACAUUUGGGUGAAGGCGUUCACCCAGCAGCACUUGGGGGAAUCCAGCAACCUGCUCAAGGUACAGACGGACGUUCAAGGCCCCAGUGCCCCGGUGAUAGUGAACCUGACGUGCCAGUCAUUGGACAGUCUCUUCCUACAAUGGGAGCGACCACAGACCUACUACAACAGGGUGGACUACUACUUUGUGCACUACCGUUCUGAGGAGGCCUGGAGCUUUGAAGAGAUCGCCAUGGCUGCCAACGACCGGCUGGAGCACGUCAUGUUCAUUCCCAACCUGACGGCCAACACUCUGUACGAGGUGAAGGUGCAGGGAGCGACUCGGAGCAUCAUUGACCAGACGACGGUUUUCAAAGGGCAGUUUUCUGAUUCCCGGAAGGUGCUCCUUCAGAGUAAGUGUCAGACGUUUGACGGUGCUUAUGCGGACCCGAGUCUGAGUGCUGCAGUGGUGGCGGGCGUGGUGUGCGUGUCGUUCGCGCUCUUGCUGGCCAUCAUCUCCUUCGUCCUGUGGAAGAAAUAUUUCCAGGCCGCUUACUAUUACUUGGACGACCCUCCGGGAAACAGGGCCUCCCCCCAGCUUUCCGAAACGUUUGACGACUCGGAAUACGCUUCGGUGCACGUGAGCCAAUGGGCGAAGCACGUGGCAGACUUGCAUGCCGACGGAGACAUCGGGUUCUCGAGGGAGUAUGAGACUUUCCAACACUGCACCGAUCCGGAUCUCACGUCGAGCUACUCCCAACUGAACGAGAACAAGCCUAAAAACCGCUACAUCAACAUCGUGGCUUAUGACCACACUCGAGUCAUCCUGAAACCCAUCCCUGGCCAAAAGAAGUCAUCGGACUACAUCAACGCAAAUUACAUUGACGGCUACCACAAGUCGAGGGCAUUCAUCGGCACCCAGGGCCCCCUGCCAGCCACGUUUGACGACUACUGGCGCAUGGUCUGGGAGCAGCGGGUCUGCAUCAUCAUCAUGAUCACCAACCUGGUCGAGAGAGGACGGCGGGCGCCGAGCGUGCUCGAUGAUUUGGACGGCGGCCGUAAAUGCGACAUGUAUUGGCCAAAGGAAGGUACUGAGACCUAUGGCAUCAUUCAAGUUAAGCUGGUUCAAGAGAUUGUCAUGGCAACAUACACCAUUCGCACGUUUGCCAUCAAGAACAUCAAAGUGAAGAAGAAGCAGGCGUCUGAGCGAACGGUGUACCAGUAUCACUACACCAACUGGCCAGACCAUGGGGUACCAGACCAUCCUCUGCCAGUCCUUAGCUUCGUAGCCAAGUCUUCUGCUGCCAACCCUCCCGCUGCAGGCCCCAUGAUCGUUCACUGCAGCGCUGGUGUAGGAAGGACGGGCACCUACAUCGUUCUGGAUGCCAUGCUGAGGCAGAUGCGUCAACGGCAGAGCGUCAACGUGUACGGCUUCCUGCGGCACAUCCGUCAGCAGCGCAACUACCUGGUCCAGACCGAGGAGCAGUACGUCUUCAUCCACGACGCCCUGCUCGAGGCCAUCGACAGCGGAGACACGGAGGUCGGGGUCUCACAGCUGUCUCGCUACGUACAGAGUUUGCAGACGGCGCAGGUCGCCACCACGGGGGCCGGGGACAACGAGAAGUCCUGGUCCCUCCUCGAGAGACAGUUCAAGCUGGUGACCAUGUUCAAGGCCAAGGACUUCAAUGUGGUGUCAGCUGUGAAGCCCUGCAACAAGGCAAAGAACCGAUCGCUCAACCUCAUCCCCAUCGAGUCGCACCGGGUCCACAUCACCCCCAAGCCCGGCAUCGACGGCUCGGACUACAUCAACGCCACCUUCCUACAGGGUUUCAACCGUCUGCGAGAGUUCAUCGUGACGCAGCACCCCCUGAUGGACACCAUGGCCGACUUCUGGCAGAUGGUCUGGGACCACAACUCGCAGACCAUCGUCGUGCUCUCCGUCGUCGACGAGAAGGAGCACCCCCAGUUCUGGCCCGACACUGACGAGGAGCAGGACUACGGGAGCUUCAAGGUGAAGCCGACGGGCGAGAGUGCGGCAGCCCCCGUGGCGGAGGAGAAGGGGGCCCUGAUGCCGGGAGAGGGGGGAGGCCUGCCCAGCCGGGACUUCAUCCUGCAGUCGACCCAGGACGACUACGAGCUGGCCUGCCGCCUCCUCCUGUGCCCCGGCUGGCCCCAGAGCUGCAGCCCCCUUGCCAAGGCCUUCGAACUCGUCAAGGAGGUCGGGGCGAGGCAGGAGCGGGACCAGAACGGCCCUGUCGUCAUCGUCGACAGGUAUGGAGGCACGGAAGCAGCGACUUUCUGCUGCCUCUCGGCAUUGUACCGCCAACUGGAGAGGGAGAAGUGUGUGGACGUCUACAUGUACGCCAAGCUGUAUCACAUGAGGAGGCCCGGAAUAUGGAAAUCUCAGGACGACUUCCUGUUCUUGUAUCGUGCACUGGAGAGCCUGCUGGCUGCAAGCUCGUCGUCGGACGGUUCGCUGAACCUGGUGGCCAACAGCACCACCACCAAUGGCCAACUCAGCAGCAACGGGCACGCGGUCAAGAUCGAGGAAGUCGCAGGCGGGAAGCUGGAGAGCCCCGACUGAAGCGAGCCCGCCCCAUCGCCACCCUCCCCCCCACCGAGAAGGGCGCCCCCCGGGCGCCGGGCACAGCCGCCACGUCGACGUGCUCCGCCGCUUCCCGCGGCCACGACGACGAGAACGUUUCCCUUACGGUUUCCUUCGCGCCGAGUUUGGGUCGACGGCCUUCGUGCGAGAAGACGGAAGACGCGAUGCGACUGGCAGCUCUCGCCCCCCUCUUCCCCUGCGACUUCCUCGAGACAGGUCCUUUGCUUUCUGUGAAUGCCGGCGUGACCUUUGGUUGACCUUGGUUUGACCUUGGUUUGUUGAGAAGGUACAGAAAUGAGGGGUAGUUGUAAUGUGAAACAUCCUUUGGCUCGUCAAGGGGGAGUAGCCAGAUCUAGGGAAGCCCAAAAGACGGACUGCGAAGCUCGACGCCGAUUGGCUGGUGUAAAGGUCACGUGAUCGCCGCCGAUUAGCUAAUUCGGGCGAGUACUGGAGGCUAUGGAAAACUGCCAGGUUUUUAAAGCUGACUGGCGCCGGUAACUUAAUUCCGGGAACUGCUAUAAAGUUUAUAUGCCACGUGUUAAGUUAUACGACGAGGAGUGCCGUGAGCAUAGGUGCCAAGCUCGGUAACGUCCCGGAGCAAUAUUGGAACGUUUCACGUAUGACGCAAUUGCCCAGCAGUUUACUACGAAUUUUUUCCGUCUGCUUGCGGGCUUGCGAAAUCAGGAUCUGUAGGUUUGUCGAAGUAGAAAAGGCCGGACGGGAUGAGCUGCGUAAAAACGGUAUUUUCUGCCAAUAUUAGUAGAUGUGCAGCCUACUGUUCCUAAUUAAUGCAUUGAAUUAGAAUCUAAGAAAAUUUGGUUGGUUGGGGCUUGGCACCAGCAAAAACCAAAAUAUAAAAAGUGUGGCCGAGAUCAGUAUUCGUAAUGAGCACCUCCUUUUGACGUGACUGUUGUGAAUGUUUUGAAAGCCUCGAAAUUGCAGUCAGAAUGUACUGCUAAGUAGUAUUUGCUGCUGCCUGUAUUAGCCACCCAUUUCUAAGCUCGAGUCAAAUAGAGCAUUAAUGUAUAAACCGUGACAUUCAUUUGCCUCAUUCGCUGGAAUUGUGCCGCGUGCACAAUCUUUAGUUGCAAAGUUUUUAAAGUUAAGGUUUAAAAUCCAAGACUGGCAGCUUAACCUCCAUUUGGUGAAGCCCAAGAAAGAUAAGCAUAGGUAGUUUCUUCAGGAUAAACAGACUGCAAUCUCAGAAGCACGAAAUUUUGGAAUCUGUCAACUCCAACGCAUUGAAUUGGCAACAAACCUAAUUGGAAAAAACUGAAGUGGUUCUGUAUUUCAGGGAAAACACUUAAAUCCUCUUCAUUUGGCCUCCAGGAUCACGAACAUCAAGAUUAUUUUUCAAUUUGGUGCACAGAGGCUGCAGAAAAUAAUUUUCAAAGUACCGCCGAUGCCCCUCCUUUUGAGAGCGUGACAUCAUAUCCAGAGUUUUCGGAAUCUCCGCUCUCGCGCAUCUUCAGCACCCAUCAGGGCUACGCACGUGCACUCUUGCUAUUUUCAAAAAGGUCAAAAAAAGACGUCACGACCGGUGCCAGUGCGGGGGAGUAUACCUGGCAAGCUUGCAGCUGCAUGUGCUGCCUACGCGAACGACACGCGCUUGGCGGCCGAAUGCUCUGCGUAUGACGUAACGACUGGUCGGAGGUUUUUCGUUUUUCAUCGCGUUUAAUUACAUCGUCGGGGAAAACGAACAUGAUAUUUAGAUUCCCGGGAUAAAAAUACUCUCAAAUUCACCUCUGGCAUGUUUUUCUUCCUUUUUUUUUUUUUUUUUUUCAAGAACCUUUUAUAGUUUUCUUUUAAGUUCAAUACUCUGAAUGGAUUUACUGACUGCAUUGCAUGAACGAAAACCUGUCUCGAGGAAUUGGGGGAUUUUUGGUUCCGUUUAGGUUCCAGUUUUGAUCUCUCAAGAGCAGCUAGCGAUCUGUUUGUCGUCUGCCUCGUUUAGGACCGUCUGCAAAUCUCGUCAACGCGCAACGGUUGCAUUGUGGGCGUGCAUUUUACGCCCCACCCUUGUUCAUUUUUUUUUUUUUUUUUUUUUUUUGUAAAUGGUGUAAGAUAGAUUUUUACCCUGUCUUAGUUGUACUUUACCCUGUAUUAGUUGUACAUUGCACUUUGAGGCUUUACUGUUUCUUGUCAUUAGAUGCAGUAUGUCUAUGAUGUUUUGUGUUUUCACUCAUUGUCAUCAUUUAGGUGGUUUUUUUAUGUUUUGUCUGGAUUUGUUUUAUUUGAGCACCUCACUUUUGGAACAAAACAAAUGACUAGCGAUUUCGGGUAAGCCUGAAGUCGAGAUGUAACUUAACGGCAUAGACAUGGAACAGCAGACGACGCCCCGCAGCGUGGGGACGUGUCGUCUGCUACAAUUUUCUCGUUAACUGCUCAGCACUGCCGCCUCAGCUACAAUUUAUUUAUUUAUUUUGCCUUCCCCUGAGUCUGCCUUUUCGCGUAUACGUAGCGUCGACCAGCUCACAAAGAGAAUAUUCUCGACCUACGUGCUUCUUUGCCGUGUUUUCUUGCGAAGGAGAGCUAACCGUUCUAAACGUAAGGUUGUCUGCUAAAAGUGCAGCCUCCAAACUGCCGUGCCCGGAGGACUCCACUUCGUCAUCGUCACCAUCCCUCCCGUAAUCGUCGGUUUCGCAACGCGCUAACGGCCAAAGACGUCGGAACGCGAGAGUUUUUCAUUGACGUUUUUAUUUUAUUUUAAAGGCUGCGUCGCUGUGGCCGGACGUGCAAAGAAAGAACGGGUUUUUGGUUCCGUGACUCCGAAUAUGACACAGCGUAAAAGAAGGAGAAGGAAGGAAGGCACCGAGAGAUGGAAGGAAAGGGUGUGAGGUGGGAAGGAAAGAGACAGACGAUCCUGUUCGCGUGCGAAAGCGUACCAACUCUCGCACGCCGCACGUGAGAACACAUACGCACACGAGACACACGCACACACAACAAACAUCGCCGCAGAAGACAUCCAACCCCCGACACUCCACGACGUUUCUAGUCUUAGCAUCUCUAUCGCUGCUUUUUGUGCCCUCCCAGAGCUUACAGUGUUUCCACUCUUCCUCAGUUUGUUCAUUUCAUUUUCCUUCUUUUUCUCGCAGUCCCCCCUAAAUACUCGAACCAUUGUCGUCUUCUUGCUCUUCGUUCCCUCGUCGAUACCGUAGAGAAGUCCCCGUCGGAGCUUGUUAAACGAAUUCUUGAGAGUUUGCAAGGCUGCCGCCCUUUCCCACUGCCGCUAGCGAAGUAGCGAGCGUUCGUCAACUAGACGGCGCCUAUCCGCGCGCUACGUUCCUAUUGGCGAAGCGUUUUCCGGUGGCAAACAACUACACAGAACCGUAAAAGUCUAGGUGCUUAGGAAAGCUCAACGGCUCGAAUGCAGCCGCAUGUCGCCGUUAGGUUGUUUCGCCGUGUCCGAAGCAGGACGUCUUAACCGAGGUGUUGCGUAAGUGCUGAGGUGUUGUGUCAGUAAGCUGCGGAAGCAGACGUUGUUAACUAGUGGUAGUAAUUUUAAUUAAGGAAGGUGGUGAGGGUUCCCUUUUUCCCCCCCACCGGUAGCGCUAAUAAACAAAAAAGAAAAGUGACCCGGUAGCGGUCACCCGCCUCCGAAUUUCCGCCAUGCUCCUAUGCUUGCCACUGUCGCAGUUUUGAAACAGUUCAAAGUUGUUCAGAACGACCAGUAGGCUUAGUGAACUUUCAAUUGAGAUGCAAGAGAGAACCAACUAAAUCCACGGCGCUGUUUUUUUCAGUUUCCGGCACGUUGUCGCCCUCGAUCAAAGGUCAAGAGACCGGAUCAGUUUCGUAUGGUCGGCACGCUGUGCCACAUCCUCUGACAUUCCUUCGUGGGAGAGGUUUCGACGCCCUGUCCUUUACUUCUUGGAGAUCUUAAAAGCGGUGGACCAACAUUGAGAUUGUACACAAAAAGUAAAGCGAAGGCUGCCUUUGCGUUUCUCGGAGAGGGAUUUGACGUGUACCAUAGCUGUUGGCGACCAAAGCCGUUCGCCGUGUGCUGUCGACCGAUACGUGUUAUUUAUCCUCACGAAAUGGCGUGUAUUGCAGUGUUUUAUUUUUUGUCCCCAUAGGUCUUCCUUUUCAUGCUUUUUGUCCAUACACUAGACCCUGGAAAAUUAAAUUUUAUUGUAAUAUUUUUUUCCGUGGAGACGCUUAUGCCGAAAUUUAUUCAGCUCGACCCGUGUAUAUAUUGAAUGUUAAUUAUAAUUAGCGUGUUAUAUAUAUAUAUAUAUAUAUAGUUACAUUGUGCAUGUCACAGAAUAGGUUCUGCGCAGCCCCGUCUGCAAGUGUUCAACAGUUUGCUGCUGAAUUUGCGACAAGUUACUUUUUCUGCUUCAAUUCAUUUUCGAUUCUGUUUGCCCUUCUACUUUUGAAUUGUCUUUUUCUAGAGAGAGAAAGAUGUGGUUGAUUAGAGACAUACCCUUCCCUGUUCGAAGUGAAAAGUUGCUUCCUCUGAUUCUGCUAUAUAUAAAUCUAUAUAAAGAAAAAAAUCUAUAUAUGUGAUAUGUAUUGACUGCUCAAAAUAAAAAAAAUAAAUGAAGACCAGAUAUCACCAUCAACA